AUGGCGGCUCAUUCGGAUGACCCGAAUGACCUUGAAAGUCGUCUUGAUUAUGACGAGUCUGACGACUUAGAUAUGCCCGAACAAGCAAACAAAGACCCUGAGCAUGAUAGGGCAGAUUUUCGUGAGUUCUUGUCGUCUUUACAGAAGACUAUGUCUACACAAACAGCGUUAUUGUCCAUUUUAGUGGCCGAACGCCAAGGCGAAAAACGAGCUAACACCAGUAGUGUCACGGCUUCGGCCAGCUCGAGCAAACGUCAGAAAUAUGACUCGAAUGAUAUACAACCUCAAGUAGGCUUACAAGAUAUAGCUGCAGAGACAGCAACUACAAAUGCUUCAGAGGAAGCAACUAACAAUGCUUCAGAGGAAGCAACAAAUUCGGUCUCAGAGUCAGACAAUGAGCAACACACAAGUGAGCAAAAUGACGACAGGUUAAGUGUACAUGGGGAUGAGCAUGACCCUGAUCUUGCCGGGUCAAUGAGUGAGGAUGAAGACAAUACCAGUCUUCUGACAAAAAUAGGUGAAUCACUCUGUCCCACUGAGGAUCAUGGACCACAAGUUAUUGAAAAACUUUCACAACUAGUGAAUACUAAGUUUGUGAUGGAUCUUGACCUUGAAAAAAGGAAACAACUUUCUGAAAAGUACAAAACACCCAAAAAUUGUGAGGCACUUUAUGUGCCACGUGUUAACCCGGAGAUAUGGGGAAAAUUAAACCCAACAACUAAGCAGCGAGACAUAAAGAUGUCAACCUUACAAGACCUCUUACUUAGAGUGUCAAAUGCUGUAAUUAUCUCAUUGAACACACGUUUAGACUGUCGAGAGAAACGAUCAAUUCCUGAUUACAAAUCUGUUAUGUCUAACUUGAUCGACUGCAUUGCUCUUAUUGGGCAUGUUCAUAAAGAACUUUCGUUCAAACGAAGAGACCAGAUCCGACCAAGUCUGACAAAUGAAUUCAAACCAGCAUGCUCUCGUAACAAUAAAAUAGAGAAAUCACUUUUUGGUGAUGACCUCUCUAAAGUCUUACAGGACUUAAGAGCAACAAGCAAGGUUGUGAAUAACUUAACACAUAUGCCUACCAGUGGAAAGGCAAGAUCAUCAGCAAAUUAUAAUUCAGCAAGCACAUCACGCCCUCAUUUUUUACCGCAUCAGGGGAGGGGCCAUUACCCUCCCCAGCCCAAUCGAGCAUACAAUUAUUAAAUAAUGUUAUUCAGGAGUGCCAUCAUGCUCCUAUAGAAUUUAUUUCACCAAUAUUCACUGUUCCUAAGAAGGAUGGUGGUAUACGUCUUAUCUUGAACUUAAAAAAGGAAUGCAUUGCUAAUGUAGUACAAACAGUAAAAGUGUUUGACAAUGUUGGGCUUGUACACCAUCCAGACAAGUCAACAUUCAUACCAGUACAGGAGAUUGUUUUGCUAGGUUUUGUCAUUAACUCAAUCUAUAUGACAACAAGAUUGACACCUGAGAAUAUAAAACACAUAAAAGAACUGGUCAAACAGACUAUAGACUCAAUACGUCAUAUAAAAAUACGUUUGGUUGCUAAACUUAUUGGCUGUCUUAUUGCCAGCCUCCCUGCGAUAAUGUAUGGGGCACUUUAUUACAAGUAUUUAGAAAAAGGAAAAAAUUGCUGCACUUAAAUCAUGUAAAGGAAAUUUUGAUGCCUUUAUAUCUCUAUCGCAAAUGCUAAGUAUGAACUUGACUGGUGGUUAAAUCAUAUUGAUACCAGUUUCAAUCCCAUAAGAUACCCACCUGUGGAUGUUGUUUUAUAUUCAGAUGCAUCAUUGAAAGGGUGGGGUGCUGUUAAGGGAGAAAUAUCAACAGGGGGUAGAUGGACAGCUGUAGAGGCAAAAUGCCAUAUUAAUGUCCUGAAAUUACACGCUGUUCUGUUGGCGUUGAAAUGUUUUAAGGUUUCUAUUACUACCAAAUACACGUACAAAUCCUGGUUGAUAACACCACUGCAGUAGCUGUCAUUAACCAUAUGGGCAGUGUACACAGUGACAGCUGUCAUUUAAUGGCCAGAAAAAUUUGGGAAUUUUGUUUUCGUAAUGAUAUAUGGCUCACAGCUGCCCAUCUACCAGGAGCCACUAAUGUUGACGCUGACCAUGCAUCUCGAAAUUUUAUCAGUGUUGAUACUGAGUGGAUGCUCAAUUCCACAUGUCUUGUCGAAGCAUUAGAGACUUCCAUCAGCCCCCGAUUCAUCCACUUCGUGCAGAAAGAUGGAACUUCUUAUUUGUCUCUUAUCGGGGAGAAACUUAAAGCCCAAGGAUUGUCCCAAAGCUCCAUAAAAAUUACAUUGGCAUCCUGGAGAGCAGGUACUCAUAGUCAGUAUCAAUCUCAAAUUAUCAAAUGGCAAGAAUUUUGCACGCAACAUAAGUGUGAUAUGAUAUCGCCGCCUGUAACAUUUGCGGUGGAUUUUUUGGCGCAGUUAUCUGACUCUGGUAUGUCUUAUAGUGCCUUAUCCAGUCUUCUACAGUUGCAUGAUGUAAAUAUGCCAUUUGGGCAUUCACCAGUUGUUAAACGUUUCAUGAAAGGGUUGUAUGAGCUGAAACCAUGUUUUCCCCCGAUACCAGACAAUUUGGGAUGUAAACGUUGUACUUAAUCAUCGUCGCAAGCAGCCACCUAUAUUGGAGCUUAGUCUAAAAGAUCUCACUCUACAUUUGAUCUUUCUACUAUGUCUAUUGUGACAACGUUCCCAGACUAUAAACUGCCUGUCUCUUGAACAUAUGCAACUAACUGAUGGAAAAUGUGUGUUCAUUGUUGCGAACAAGAUCAAACAAUCACGAGUGGGAAAACAUAUUAAACCACUUGAAUUUCUUGGAUACCCACAAGACCAAACUGUAUGUGUUUUAACAGAUAUUCGAGAAUACAUCAGACGAACAGCUGCCUUUCGGAAAAGUUAGCAGUUAUUAAUAAGCUAUGUAAAACCUCAUGGUCCGGUAUCAAAAGACACAAUCUCUCGUUGGUGUAAAACAGCGCUUGGUUCAUCUGGCAUUGACAUAUCAAAAUUCAAGGGACACAGUACCAGAGCGGCUUCAUCAUCCCAUCUUGCAGGGUGUAAUAAUAGUAUCCAAGAUAUUUUGUCCUCUGCUGGUUGGUCGAAUGAAAAGACGUUUCAACGUUUCUAUAACAAGCCCACAGAAUCAAGUUUUAAUUUUGGAAAGGUUUUUUGGAUUCAACAUGUUAACUCUAUUUAA
Molecule: messenger RNA, 3185 nt
Organism: Paramuricea clavata
Lineage: Eukaryota; Metazoa; Cnidaria; Anthozoa; Malacalcyonacea; Plexauridae
Source: the annotation of a GenBank genome assembly